Mastomys coucha (southern multimammate mouse) is the source of this 499-nucleotide messenger RNA. It is a transcript of the gene Bglap, whose product is annotated as bone gamma-carboxyglutamate protein. The record is from RefSeq and is a predicted model, not a curated record. Gene Ontology annotation, biological process: regulation of bone mineralization; bone development; regulation of cellular response to insulin stimulus. The transcript is spliced from 4 exons. The coding region runs from base 90 to 377 and encodes 95 amino acids. Gene Ontology annotation, cellular component: extracellular region. Gene Ontology annotation, molecular function: calcium ion binding; hydroxyapatite binding; structural constituent of bone. NCBI's taxonomy places the organism in Eukaryota, Metazoa, Chordata, Mammalia, Rodentia, Muridae.
GGGCAGCGGAUAUAAAUGCUACUGGAGGCUGAAGGGCGCAGAACAGAUAAGUCCCACACAGCAACUCGGUACAGACGUUAGCAGACACCAUGAGGACUCUCUUUCUGCUCACUCUGCUGGCCCUGGCUGCAUUCUGUCUUUCCGACUUAACAGAUGCAAAGCCCAGCGGCCCUGAGUCUGACAAAGCUUUCAUGUCCAAGCAGGAGGACAGUAAGGUAGUGAAUAGACUCCGGCGCUUCCUUGGAGGCCCAGCCCCCGGCGUAGAUCCCCUGGAGCCCAGCAGGGAGGUGUGUGAGCUCAUCCCUACGUGUGAUGAGCUAUCGGAACAAGUUGGCCUCCAGGAAGCCUACAAGCGAUCUUUCGGUGUCACUAUUUAGCACGUGUGUUGCCCUAAAGCCAAGUGGCAGCCUCAACUUUGGCUACCCUCCCUGUUCCUUUUCUCUGCCCUGCAAGUAUGGAUGGCACAGCUGUUCCAAAAUAAAGUCCAGAUGAAGAACCA